GAAUUCUUAGGGAAACAACAAGGUGCUGUUUUGAAAAGUGUCAUCUUUGCAUAGUGCAUACAGAGUAUAGUAAGAAAAAUGUGUUGUGUAAGCUUUUCUUCUGAGAUGGAUUUGAAGGUAGAAAUAGAUGAACCAUUUUGAUAACAUCACUAGUAGAGAAUAGGAAGGAUGGGGUACUGUUGAAACUUAACAGUUUUUCUGGAAAAAAGCUUAAGUCCUGCAGGCUGUUAAAAGGUCUGGGCUUUUAUUAGAAAGCAAGCCUGCCUUUUUUGUGGGUGACACUGCCUGUGCAGGAAUCACAGCUAUUUUGCCAAGUGGGACAAGAAUUUUCUUCACAGUGAUGCUGGAUUGUGUUUGGCGUGCAGAGCAGUGACCUCUUGCUUGAAUAGCUAGCUUUCUACUGCUGUGUCACACCAGGCAUUGUGCUAUUCCAAGGGUUUCCUGCUGAAAUGUGCUAGUAGGCAAUUCAGCUCCUGAAUUGCUACUUGAAAUUCACUGUGUGAUGGAUGACAGGCUUUGCUUGCAAUGCAGCUCAAGUUUCUGGACGAAAGGUGCUUGUUUGUGUUAAAGUAAUUUUAUUUCCUUAGGUAUUUCAAAACCUAGAAAUCCUACGCAGUUCUUAGGGGAUAGAUUUCCCAAAAUAGCUAUUGAGCUUCCACCUGCUUAGCCAAUUCAAGACGCUUACUACUUUCACUGAAUACCCUUUCAUCUGUAGAAACAAUAAUCAUGUCACAGUACCCCAAGCGUACAGUGACACCAAGAAUAUGGAGUUAUUUUGCUGCUGUGUCAUUGAAUAUGGUAUCACUGUAUUAAUGUAAGGAACUCUUGUCUCCAGCUGUUCAAACAAGACUUUGUUGGAGAAACUUAAGAGUGUGUUGUUGACAGGACUGCACGGCAGUUGAGUACUUUUGUCAUGGUUUGGGAAUAGUAUUCUCCAAUUUACUGUUCUCACUGAAAUCACUCCAAACCAUAUGCCACUUGCGCGCUUCUCUGUCCCCCUCCUGUUCCUCUGCGGCAGGCUAGAGCAGAGAUUGGAGACACAAAAGAUAAAGAUCAUGGAUGGGGUAAGAACGAUUUACUAGAAACAGCAAAACUAGAACAGUUUACUAGAACAGUAACAGCAAUAAAAUUAGUAACAAAAAUGUACAAGAGGGGUGAGCAAUUCACAUUUGAAUGCUCACCACUCUACUAUGCAGAGCCCGACAGUACCUCUUGGCUGCCACACUACUGGAAGGGACCCCUUCCCCUGUUGCUGAAAAAUCACAUGAGAUGGUCCACAAUAACCUUGUGGUAAGGAUGGACGCUUGACGUUUUUGCCAGGAAAUCAGACUGUGGAUUUACCUUCCAUAAAUUUUAUGAAAAGACAUGGCACUGUCUUUCUCAAUGCCUACACCAAUUCUCCAAUUUGUUGUCCUUCCCGUGCAGCUAUGUGGAGUGGUCUUUUCACUCAUAUAACAAAAUCUUGGAAUAACUUCAAAGGUCUAGAUCCAGAUUAUGUAACAUGGAUGGAUCUCAUGGAGAAGCACGGCUACCAUACACAGAAGAUUGGGAAAUUGGACUUUACUUCUGGACAUCAUUCAGUAAGUAACCGUGUGGAAGCUUGGACUAGGGAUGUUAACUUCCUGCUCCGACAAGAAGGAAGACCCAUGGUGAAAAUUACAGGCCAUAGGAAGCAGUUUAGAGUAAUGGAAACAGAUUGGCGGAACACUGAUAAAGCAGUAAAUUGGAUAAAGGAAGAAGCUGUUAACUUUACUCAACCAUUCAUUCUUUACUUGGGACUAAAUUUACCACACCCGUAUCCAUCACCCUAUGCAGGAGAAAAUUUUGGAUCCUCUACAUUUUUAACAUCUCCCUAUUGGCUUGAAAAGGUAAAUUAUGAAGCUAUUAAAAUACCCAAGUGGUCUUCUCUUUCAGAGAUGCAUCCAGUAGACUAUUACUCAUCGUACACCAAGAAUUGCACAGGAGAGUUUACAAAGGAAGAAGUGAGAAAUAUUAGAGCAUUUUAUUAUGCUAUGUGUGCAGAGACAGAUGCCAUGCUGGGUGAGAUUAUUUCAGCUCUGCGAGAUACUGGGCUUCUUGGAAAAACAAUUGUUAUAUUCACUGCAGAUCAUGGAGAACUUGCUAUGGAACACCGUCAGUUCUAUAAAAUGAGCAUGUAUGAGGGAAGUUCCCACGUUCCUCUUUUAGUUAUGGGGCCAGGUUUAAGAGAACAGCACCAAAUACCAAAUGUAGUGUCUCUUGUGGAUAUCUAUCCUACUAUGCUUGAUAUAGCAAGAAUUCCUGUUCCACAGAACCUCAGUGGAUAUUCUCUUAUACCACUGCUACGUGAAAAAGCUGAGAGUGAAGUGUCACCCAGAGGACCUCGGCCCUCAUGGGUGCUGAGUGAGUUCCAUGGAUGCAAUGUGAAUUCCUCUGUGUAUAUGCUGAGAACUGGCAAGUGGAAAUACAUCACAUACUCGGAUGGCUCUUCAGUACUGCCCCAACUCUUUGACCUUACUGCUGAUCCAGAUGAGCUUACAAAUCUUGCCAUAAAAUUCCCAGUAACUGUACAUUCUUUGGACAAAAUACUUCGCUCUAUAGUAAACUAUCCAAAGGUUUCUACUUCUGUUCAGGAGUAUAACAAAAAACAGUUUAUCAGUUGGAAACAAAGUUUGGGUCGUAAUUACUCAAGUGUUAUUGCAAACCUUAGGUGGCAUCAAGACUGGUUAAAGGACCAAAAAAAGUAUGAGAAUGCAAUUGACAAGUGGCUUGGUAAGUAGAUACAGACAACCUGGAUUUCAUAUGAAUGAGGAUAUAAAAACUUUAUGCAUUUGUAAUAUUAUGCUGUAUUUCAAAUGGUAGAAUUAUUUUCUUAUAUAACCUAUUGAAAGUAAAGAUAACUGAACUGUUACUGCUUUAUGUCAGAAAGCCAAGAGCAUUUUUGUAACUAGCCAGCACAACAAAACUAGAGUUUCAGAUGUUAUUAUUCUGUAAGUGUAAGUGUAUAUAGAAAGGAUAUUGUGCAAAUACUAAUUGUGUGUAUGUAAUAUUUAGCUGAUUGCAAAAGUACAGAGUAUUAAGCAUUCAAACUCAAUAGGAACUCCAUUUAUAAUAUAACUUCCAUUUAUAAGAAAAAGCAAGGAUUAUAAAACUUAGUGAAGUAAAGUACCAGUUGCAGUGGGAUUUCUUGUGUGUAUUAUAAGUCUAGAUUGAAUAGACAUUCAUCAAAAAGUUGGUAACCAGUACAGGUCUGAGCAUAGAUAUGGCUCAUGCAAGUACUUAACUAUAUCAGCAUUCCUGUGUUACAUGUGAUUGACUUCCUACGUUUUCAAGGUCUGCCUGCUAAUCUCUUGCUCCUCUCUGGUCAUCAUCAUAAAUUAAAAAGAAAAACCCUUCUUGCCAAACCUAUGAGUAGAGCAGUUCUCUGAAGAAUGAUAGUGUGAUUUGCAUAACAUAAAAUAAAAACUGCUUGAAUGCAGUUAGAUCCUGCAAGUAAAUGCUUUAAUGCCCAUCAGUGAGUGGCGAAUUGAAACCUAAAAUGUACACAGAGGAGACACAAUUGAAGCUUGCAGGAAGAGUUAACAGAAAAAUACUGUUUCCCAUUUUUCCAGUGACCUGACCAAAAGAAAGUAGUUUUGGAAGAAGGUAAGAUUUAGGCAAAAACUCUUCCAUUUAUGGGAAUAUGUAAUUACAGCAGUGCUUAGAUUUGCUAAUUCUUGGUCACCAUCAUUGCUGCUAUAGUACCAGUUCACAACGACAUUAUACUUCGUACAUAAAAUGUUUUCUGAAAUCUGUUAUUAAAUGCUUAGUAGUAACAGUAAGCCAGUAAAAAUAAGCAUAAAAAUGAGACACAUUUUCUGAUGGCUCCACACUCAUUUCAUGAGCAACUUCCCACACACAGUUAAAAAAUCUUGAAACCCUGUAGCACAUGCCGUUAUAAUUCUUAUUAAAAUGAGUUCAGGUACAGUUGAAAUUACUUAAACAAAAUAAAUGGGCUGCAUAAUUAGAGGAAGUAUUUAUAUCCAUAUGAAAGUUUGUUCAAGAGAAAAAAGAAUAAAGAAAUUUUCUCACUUUCCAGAGAUCUGGACAGAAUACAGUAUAUUGUCCAAAACAGAGUAAAAUAAAAUUAUGGUGAACUGGA
Messenger RNA from Pyrgilauda ruficollis (rufous-necked snowfinch), 4120 nucleotides. It is a transcript of the gene ARSK, whose product is annotated as arylsulfatase family member K. The record is from RefSeq and is a predicted model, not a curated record. The transcript is spliced from 8 exons. Bases 1356 to 2759 code for a protein of 467 amino acids. Lineage: Eukaryota; Metazoa; Chordata; Aves; Passeriformes; Passeridae.